GACCCCGCAUCAAACUUGAAGUUGUAACCAGCAAGUUAAUGUCCGAGAGUAAUGGGGAGAAGAAAACACCCUCAUCGCACAAAGACCCUCUACAUCCUUCGCGGUUUGCCUGGAACCCAUAAGUCCGAUAAAGCACGGGACAUUCAGGACAGGCUUGGUGGGGUGAUCAUCAACGCCGACGAGUAUCAUCGCAACAAAAAGGGACAACUAGUUAUCAGACCUGAAAAACUCAAUGAAGGACACAUAUGGGCGCGUGGGCAAGCUCUGCAGGCUAUGGAUGAAGGGAUGGAUCCAGUCAUCAUCGACAAUACUAACAUGUCGUGGCGGGAGAUGUUCCCAUAUGUACUGAUGGGUUUUCAUCGAGGAUACUGGAUUAAAUUCCUGCUGACGAAAGAUACCUUCCGUGUUUCCCUUGAUGAAAUCGACAGGUAUGUGGUCCACCUGGACUCAUUUAGAACAUAG
Engraulis encrasicolus (European anchovy) is the source of this 462-nucleotide messenger RNA. Its product is annotated as NEDD4-binding protein 2-like 1. NCBI's taxonomy places the organism in Eukaryota, Metazoa, Chordata, Actinopteri, Clupeiformes, Engraulidae. The transcript is spliced from 4 exons. Gene Ontology annotation, molecular function: endonuclease activity. The record is from RefSeq and is a predicted model, not a curated record. Gene Ontology annotation, cellular component: nucleus. Bases 52 to 462 code for a protein of 136 amino acids.